Molecule: messenger RNA, 1083 nt
Organism: Mytilinidion resinicola
Lineage: Eukaryota; Fungi; Ascomycota; Dothideomycetes; Mytilinidiales; Mytilinidiaceae
Product: eukaryotic translation initiation factor 6
Exons: 4
Coding region: 121-861 (246 amino acids)
Biological process (GO): maturation of LSU-rRNA; ribosomal subunit export from nucleus; cytosolic ribosome assembly
Cellular component (GO): cytosol; nucleolus; preribosome, large subunit precursor
Molecular function (GO): ribosomal large subunit binding
Source: RefSeq, a predicted model, not a curated record
CACACUACUACUCGGCCUCACUCGCUCUACUACUACCUUCAAAAACACCUUUCCCCUUGCUCUUUUAACUCUCCAACCAUACUACCCCUAGCAACCCAGACUGCAACCCCCCCAGCAAUCAUGGCGGUCCGCGCACAAUUUGAGAACUCGAACGAGGUCGGCGUCUUCGCAACCCUCACAAACGCCUACGCCAUCGUCGCCGUGGGCGCCUCGGAGAACUUCUACAGCGUCUUCGAAGCCGAGCUGCAGGACGUGAUACCCAUCUGCCAUGCCACGAUCGCGGGCACGCGGAUAGUAGGGCGGCUGACGGCUGGCAACCGCAAAGGCCUCCUUGUCCCGACCUCGACCACCGACCAAGAACUCGCGCACCUGCGCAACUCGCUCCCCGACGCCGUCAAGAUCCAGCGCAUCGAGGAGCGGCUGUCGGCGCUGGGCAACGUCAUCUGCGCCAACGACCACGUCGCGCUGGUGCACCCGGACCUCGAGCGCGAGACGGAGGAGAUCAUCGCCGACGUGCUGGGCGUGGAAGUGUUCCGGCAGACCAUCGCCGACAACGUGCUGACGGGGAGUUACAUGGCGCUGAGCAACCAGGGCGGCCUCGUGCACCCCAAGACGAGCGUGCAGGACCAGGACGAGCUGUCGAGCCUGCUGCAGGUGCCGCUGGUGGCCGGCAGCGUGAAUCGCGGGAGUAGUGUCGUCGGCGCCGGCAUGGUGGUGAAUGAUUGGAUGGCUGUGACUGGCCUCGAUACCACAGCGACAGAGCUCUCGGUCGUCGAGUCCGUCUUCCGGCUCGGCGAGGGCAUGGGCCCCAGCGCGAUUAACACGACGAAUAAAGACACGAUGGUUGAGUCGUUCUACUAAGCGAGUCCCAGGGGAGGAAGUUCUGUCAGAUUCAGCUGAACGAGGCGAGGAUUCUAGGAAGGAGUGGUCUUGCUAGCUUCUAGGAUGAAGCGAUCAGCGGACUGCUUCCGAGACCACGGAGGCGUCAUCUACUUCCUCUGGCGUAUGAGGUAUGGAAAGUCUCGGCGCACGGCGUCUUGAGCAGCAGAUAUAGGAUACCGACCAGGGAAGACGAAUGAGGGC